Messenger RNA from Chanos chanos (milkfish), 1701 nucleotides. RefSeq names its product enolase 4 (gene eno4). The record is from RefSeq and is a predicted model, not a curated record. Gene Ontology annotation, cellular component: phosphopyruvate hydratase complex. NCBI's taxonomy places the organism in Eukaryota, Metazoa, Chordata, Actinopteri, Gonorynchiformes, Chanidae. Bases 1 to 1701 code for a protein of 566 amino acids. Gene Ontology annotation, biological process: glycolytic process. Gene Ontology annotation, molecular function: phosphopyruvate hydratase activity; magnesium ion binding. The transcript has 13 exons.
AUGUCUUCUAAAGGAUUCUUGAGCGGUCAUGGUCGACAGUCGAGAGAGGAAAAAGAAUUCUACGAAUUAAAGAUAAAAGCAGCUGAAUACUUCGGAGCAAACGCUAUUUCACAGAAGCUAGAGGCUGCUCUAAAUGAGGCGUUUUUCGAACAGCCAAACGACAUUCACGGUUAUCUGGCAAACUACUUCUCAAAGCUUUCCUCCUCUCCUGUGAUCAGUAGGAUUUGGGGAAAAGAGAUUUAUAAUGGCAGAGGCCAGUUGACAGUUCAAGCAGAGGUAUACUGCAUCAUCAAAAAUGAGGAGAAGAGUAUAUGUUCUGCUGUGAUACCCAGUGACUGCCGUGCCCUAAAGGACAGCUCUCAGGAGUCGGGGGAGGGGAUUCCUAAUGGUGCCAAGCAAAAUCAGUCAGUGUCGACUGCACUCCACUGGAUCAACCAACCUCUGUGCAAGAUGUUAAAGGGCCUUGACCCCACAGAUCAGACAGCUGUGGAUAAAUUAUUGAGUGAUUUCUUCAUGGAACGCUACUUGGAGAACCUAGAUGUUAGUAACAAGGAAGAAGAAGAAGAGAAGGAGCUGAGAGAACCGGAGCCUGAACCUUCUCCCCCCCCCGCACCUUCCAAAGACAAGAAACAUAAGGACAAAGGCAAAAAGAGGAACAGCAAGGAGAAGCCUGAGCCCUCUCUAACCCCUCCAGACCCUCCAGUGUCCGUGGUGCCUGGCUGUAUGGCUGUGGGUGCAGUGUCCUUGGCUGUAGCCAAGACUGCAGCACUGCUAAUGGAUACUCCCCUCUACAAACAUAUCUCAUCUCUGAGAGGCCUACAGGCACUGAGUCCACUUCACAUGCCUAUACCCAUGAUCACACUGCUGAGCUGUGGCAAAGCAUCUCCAGGAAAGCUCAAUUUAAUGGAUGAGGUUAUUCUCGUUCCCGGAGCUGGACAAAGAGCCAAACAGGUCAUUGCAAUGUGUCUUGAGCUUCAGGAAGAGGUGAGAAGGAUACUGAGCAUAUCUUCAGAGAAGGGGCCUGUUUUAGUGGGUUUAUCUGAGAGCGGCUCUAUACAAGGUGGAUACGAUCAUCCUGAACAGCCGUUGGAUCUAAUUACUGAAGCCUCAAACAACCUCGGGCUUGCGUUAGGAGAGGAACUGUGUUUGGCAGUAAACUGCGCAGCUCAUGAGCUAAUGGACUAUCCAAGAGGAAAAUAUGAGGUCAUGAAUGGAACUCCAAAGUCUCCAGAUGAACUAGUGGAUAUGUACAUAUCUCUGAAGAGUAAAUACCCAGGACUGAUGGCCCUAAUUGAUCCUUUUCGAAAAGAGGAUGUGGAGCAGUGGGAGAAACUGAGUGCUGCCAUUGGUACGUCAUGCUGCAUUCUUGCAGACAAAGCAGCCGAACAGCCCACGUGUAGCUCAACUGAGGCCAGACCCAAUCUCCCAGGUGUUAAAGGGGUCAUCUUAAAACACAGUGAUGAAACAACUGUCACUGACCUUUUAAACCUCAUAAAGGAACAUACAGGAGGAUUGUCGAUAUUGAGUGUAAGCUACGGUGAGGCCUGUGAUGACUCCCUGUCAGAUAUGGCUGUUGGACUGGGCGUCACCUAUCUCAAACUGGGAGGUCUCAGUGGUGGAGAACGAGCAACUAAAUACAACCGUCUGAUUUGUAUAGAGGAAGAAUUGGCCCAACAGGGGAUACUGGGAACUGUAAUAUGA